AGCUUGUGCAAAAAACAUGUUCAAGGACCAAUGAAGAAGUAUUUCAAUCCUUCACUUAAAUAAAUACACGAGUAUCAUCAGCAAAAUGAAUUAAAUGUACUUUAAGUGGUCUGCAGAACAAAUGGAUGUUGAUAUUGAUCAUUUUUAUUUAUUAUUUUAGCUUUUAUUGAAAUUAAACCCUUAUGAGAUGUUUGAAAGUGAAAUGUCCCAUUUGUGAUGGUGAAAAAAAUAAAAAGGAUUUUAUACAUUUAUACGACCUGUUUAAUCUUUAUAAUAUAUGUGUUUUUAUUUGCUAUCUGAAAAUCAACCUUCAACUAUAAUUGCUAGAUAAGGAAGUGAGGUGUAUAUUAAAUGAAAAUACUCUUUAAAGUUGAUUAAGAUACUUAAUUAGUUUCCACUGCAGUGAUUUCCAUGAGAAAAAAAACACAAACAAAAGCAAAGAAAUGACGGCUCAGUUUUCCACCGACACACGUUCAAUCAGCGGCGAAAUCAAGAGGAAUCUCCCAGAGAAGUUGACAACUUCUCUAAACCAAUCUUUCAUCAUCUCCUCUUAUCUUUGAGAAGUCGUUACUCGAAGACAGAGAUGAGUUAAAGACUAAUCUUUGGCCUUGGAGGCCGUUAAUCAUUCAGCUCAGUGAGAGUUAAAAGCAGCGUGGAGAACUCUUCCAUCUUCCAUCGCUGGUCAGGAAACAUGGCUGCGAAACAGACGGAGGAUUCAUCCGGAGACGUGAGCGGAGACGACCGGGACAGAGGGGGACUCAUGGACAGACUCAGGACCUUCAAGGCCAAGGACGUUUUCACCUGGCAGCUGGUGAAGACGCUGUCCAUGGGUCAGGGCCUGGCGCUGCUCAUCUGCGGGACGGCCAUCACGUCUCAGUAUCUGGCCACGAACUUCCACGUGAACACGCCGAUGCUGCAGAGCGUCCUGAACUACCUGCUGCUGGGCGCCACCUACACCACCAUGCUGCUCUGCAGGACAGGGGAUGGGAAUAUUUUACAGAUCCUGAAGAGGAGGGGGUGGAAGUACCUGCUGCUGGGGCUGGUGGACGUGGAGGCCAACUACUCCGUGGUUAAAGCGUAUCAGUACACCACCAUCACCAGCGUACAGCUGCUGGACUGCUUCGUGAUCCCGGUUCUGAUGGUCCUGUCCUGGUGGGUCCUGAAGACGCGCUACCGGCCGGUCCACUACGUGUCCGUCUGCGUGUGUCUCCUGGGAGUCGGGGCCAUGGUGGGGGCCGACCUGCUGGCGGGACGAGACCAGGGCUCCACCGCCAACAUUUUACUGGGCGACGGUCUGGUGCUGCUCAGCGCGACCCUGUACGCGGUGUCGAACGUGUGUCAGGAAUACACCGUGAAGAACCUGAGCAGGGUGGAGUUCCUGGGCAUGGUCGGCCUCUUCGGCACCGUCAUCAGCACCUUACAGAUGGUGAUUCUGGAACGAAACGACAUCGCUGCCAUUCAGUGGAGCUGGGAAGUCGCGCUGCUGUUCUCGGCCUACGCCCUCUGCAUGUUCUCCCUGUACAGCUUCAUGCCCGUGGUGAUAAAACUCAGCAGCGCCACCUCGGUCAACCUCUCGCUGCUCACCGCCGACCUGUUCAGCCUCUUCUGUGGCAUCUUCCUCUUCCAGUACAACUUCUCUGGUCUCUACCUGGUUUCCCUGGUGAUCAUCCUCAUCGGCUUCAUCACCUUCAACGCCGUCCGGACGCCGGACGACCCCACGGACGCCGACGCCUCCUCCUCCUCCUCCUCCUCCUCCUCCUCCUCCUCCGCCAUCUGUGAGGACGGUUGCUAUGACAACCCUGUGGCCACUCAGACGGACGUCCCCAAACAGGAAGUGGCUGUGACCGUCACCGACGCGGAGGAGGACGAGGAGGACGUCGUUGGUCUCGGCACUAAAAUGUGAAGAACGAAUCCGUCGUCUGUCGUCGUCGUGUCUGUUUGUGUAUUUUUAAUAAACACGUUUAUUUAUUGAGUUUUGCUUGUACACAAUGAUACAAAGUAAAAAAUAAAAUAAUACAGAAACGAA
Mugil cephalus (flathead mullet) is the source of this 2026-nucleotide messenger RNA. Its product is annotated as solute carrier family 35 member F2-like. The record is from RefSeq and is a predicted model, not a curated record. Lineage: Eukaryota; Metazoa; Chordata; Actinopteri; Mugiliformes; Mugilidae. Gene Ontology annotation, biological process: transmembrane transport. Bases 692 to 1903 code for a protein of 403 amino acids. Gene Ontology annotation, molecular function: transmembrane transporter activity. The transcript has 8 exons. Gene Ontology annotation, cellular component: membrane.